UGAGUGCAGCUUCAGUAAUGAUGUGCCAUCAGAAAUUCGUGACGCCGUCCUUCCAGUUUCACUUCAGUGAUCAGAGGAGGAGAAGGAGGAAGGAAAAGCCAAAUUCAAGCAAGGAGGUGGAAUUCUCUUUGAAAUACUUGUGCUCCAGCACUGCCUGUGAUGUUACAGAACCUGCAGCAUCUCACGCACAGCCCAGCUCCCGGUGCCAGGCAGCAAGAGGUGUGCUUCUAUGACAACUGCACCGCAUCCUCUAUGGCUUCAGUAACAGAUGCCAGAUACAGGCAGAAAGAUACUUCGGAUCAGAACUUUGAUUACAUGUUCAAAAUCCUCAUCAUUGGCAACAGCAGCGUGGGUAAAACAUCCUUCCUCUUCAGAUAUGCCGAUGACACUUUUACACCGGCCUUCGUCAGCACAGUAGGAAUUGACUUCAAAGUGAAAACAGUUUAUAGGAAUGACAAGCGGGUAAAACUGCAGAUUUGGGAUACAGCUGGACAAGAAAGAUACAGGACCAUCACUACAGCCUACUACCGAGGAGCCAUGGGCUUCAUCCUCAUGUAUGACAUCACCAGUGAAGACUCCUUCAAUGCAGUGCAGGACUGGGCCACACAAAUCAAGACUUACUCAUGGGACAAUGCACAAGUGAUCCUGGUUGGAAACAAAUGUGACAUGGAGGAUGAAAGGAUCGUUCCUUUGGAGAAAGGGAAACAUCUGGCUGAUCAGCUGGGUUUUGACUAUUUCGAAGCUAGUGCCAAGGAAAACAUCAACGUGAGGCAGGUGUUUGAGCGCCUUGUGGAUAUAAUCUGUGACAAGAUGUCAGAGAGCAUAGAGUCAGACCCGUCCAGGGGCACUUCGGGAAGGAACGUGAGGCUCACAGACAACCCACCCCCUUCACAGCAGAACUGCUCAUGUUAGUGACCUUUUCUUGCUGAGAAAUCUCCUCCUUUCCUGACUCAGUUUUCUCUCUUUGUUUGUGGUGGUGCGUUACCGUGUAGUCCAAAGGCAGAAGUUUCUCUGUUGUAGGAAACUGGUAUGUUUAAUGUGCUGGAGUGAUUAAUAUAUUAUUAUCUGAUCAUUUAAAAGCAAACACUGAAUAAAUAUCAUGAGUGCACCCGGUGUUAAUGUGCAAGUUACACUGAAUGAAGGAAAAGCAUCCAUAUAGUGUUGCAGAUGUGUAUAUUUGGAUCUACUGUGGACAACUGCUCAGUGGUGGAUGAGCUGCAGGAUGAUGGCUAUGAGGAAUUGGCAUGAAUGAGGCAAGUUGUGCUGUGUAAGACAGACAAACAGCAGGAGCCAAAGUAUUAUUGCCACUAUUGUUAGAUUUUCUCUCCACGUUUUGUUGUUGAUUCUGGUUUUUAACUCUGUGCUACAUGUGAGGGUGGAUUUUAAGGUAUCAGGUUCAGUCUCUAUGUGUAUUAUUAGAGGUGCUGAAUAGCACACAGCUACCAAUGACAAACAACAGCGAUAUCCUGUUGGCUACGCUACAGACGUCGUGUGAUUCUUUAUGGGGAUGGAUCAUGUUUAAUAUUCAACAUCUAAAGUAUUGUUGUAUUGAAUAUCUAUCCAUACUGAACCACAAAGCUUUGUGUGUGUGUGGAGCUCCGUCUGUGAGCCUGUGUUUGCAAUACAAGGACCUGCUUUUGUGAACCUGUAGCACUGUGUAGCACCUGCCUUUUGUCAAUGACUGCACUGCUCAAACAGCGAUUGUAAAACACAACUGGGUGGAUAUAGAAGAAAACUGCUGUAUUAAUGGUGAAAUAAACCCUGUGAAACUGCCAAAUAAAGCGGAGUGCUGCCACCAGG
Messenger RNA from Coturnix japonica (Japanese quail), 1800 nucleotides. RefSeq names its product RAB3B, member RAS oncogene family (gene RAB3B). NCBI's taxonomy places the organism in Eukaryota, Metazoa, Chordata, Aves, Galliformes, Phasianidae. Gene Ontology annotation, molecular function: GTP binding; GTPase activity. The record is from RefSeq and is a predicted model, not a curated record.